AAUUUGCAUUAGUUUUAUUCGCAAAAGAUUUCAAUCCACAAAAAUAUGAAGUACUCUCACGCGUUUUCAGUAAAAUGUAUUGCAAAACCGUUUAGAACAAUUGCUUAAAUGGAUGAAAACUUUUCCUGCUUUAAUGAAACAUCGUAAAGUUGAAGAAAAUUUAUUUCCAUGGAUUGAGCUGGUUAAUGAUGAGAUACUUGAUUUAAAGAAGCAAACAUAUUAUGUAGCAGGAUGUAGAAACAGUGCAAUUUCUGCAAGGACAGAUCUAUAUGAUUUAUUAGUUAAUAUACCAGCCAGAGAAAUUACUGUUGCUCCACAUGCAAAAGAGAGUUUAACAAUGACAAAAACGCAUAAGGAAAUAGCAUUGUUUAUGGUACAGUUAUGUGAAAAUCAAAGCUGUACAGAAUCACAAAUAAUAUCUGAGAUCAAUGAGAAAACGAAAGAUUUGUUAAAUCAAUUAACGUCUUUAGCUACCACUGAAACACCGGAUGGAAAAAAAAUGGUCUCUGUUCAAGCAUUCAAAGAAAAAGAUUUACCACAAGCUGUCGAAAGCUUUUUAAUUAAUCUAGCAAUCGCUGAAAAUUUAUUUAUGUUAUAAAAUAUAUUUUUUGCAUCCGAGUUAUGUGGACUUGUUGCGCAAUCGUCCAAAUAAAAUGAAAAAAUUCCUAAUGCAACUAUUACAUAUAAUAAAUAUUAUAACUUACGCAGAUGGUGGAUGUUCCAUUUAAAAUGAAGAAGUAUUUAGAAAUUAUAAUGAUUUUUCAAGGAUAUCGAAAUAAAUUAUCUAAUAAUAAAACUAUUAGAGCACGAAGGAUGCAACUUGUUGCAAAUAUGCUUUAAUUGUGCGUCUAUAUUUUAGUUUUAAUAGCCCGCGAUAAUUUGAAAUUCUUUGAUACAAAUGAUGCGCUUUGAUAACGCGCGAAAAUUUAAAAUUGUUAGAAACGAAUAGUGUUCUUUCUACGCAUGCUUAUAAUAAUAUCAUGUUUAAUUUUUGUUUUAAAUUAAUUGAUAAUUAAACAAAUUGAUAGUUACUGCGCGAUCAGAGAUAAAGUUUAUAAUAAAAAAAAAACCUUGUGUGCAUAUCACACAAGUUAGAAUUGAA
Polistes dominula (European paper wasp) is the source of this 1102-nucleotide messenger RNA. Its product is annotated as DENN domain-containing protein 10. Gene Ontology annotation, biological process: regulation of early endosome to late endosome transport; protein transport. Lineage: Eukaryota; Metazoa; Arthropoda; Insecta; Hymenoptera; Vespidae. Gene Ontology annotation, cellular component: late endosome. The record is from RefSeq and is a predicted model, not a curated record. Gene Ontology annotation, molecular function: small GTPase binding; guanyl-nucleotide exchange factor activity.